This is a messenger RNA of Hibiscus syriacus, 1591 nucleotides long. RefSeq lists its product as uncharacterized. The record is from RefSeq and is a predicted model, not a curated record. The coding region runs from base 22 to 1524 and encodes 500 amino acids. The transcript has 2 exons. Lineage: Eukaryota; Viridiplantae; Streptophyta; Magnoliopsida; Malvales; Malvaceae.
AAAAAAAACCAGCUUUCUUCAAUGGCUUCCUGCUGCAAUCCUGAUAUUUUCACCUGGCUUCAAAACCUUCCUCCAAUUCAUCAAUGGAGAACAAAUUCAGUGUCUAUUUGCAUAUGUUCUUCAUCGACGUCAUUCCAUCCAUCACUCAACCUCUCCGUGACCAAAAACACGGAGAACUCGGCGUUUUCCGUCUCUGUUUUAGCCGAUUUCAAUCUCCCCAUUCCUCUUUGGGCUUCGAAAUCAUUGAAAAUGAACUCUAAAACGUCGAAACCAUUCGAAGAAGAAACCAUUUCUUGCCUUGUAAUCAAUGUAAUCAAAGACGUUCUUAACUACGGUUCUAACAUGAACAAGUACCCCACGAUUCAAAUCCCGAAACUCAACUCAAUCUCGGGAUUCAAACACGUCUUCAAUCUCGCGUUUCUAACGCUUGCGCUCAUGAUUUGUAUCUAUGAAGCCCCGGCCGAUCUCCGGUCGGCUUGUCUUGAUAGUUUGAAGAAUCAAUUAACGAGUUGUCAAUUGAGGGCGGCUUCGAAAUCUUUGAUGAGGUUGUUGGGAUCAAACUUGGAGGAGCAAUGGAUGCGGUCUGUGAACCUUGCAAUUACUAAUUGGAUCGCCGAGUUUCGAGUGACUAACCGCGGCAGGCUGACGAUGAAGACGCCGUCUCCUUUGUAUGCGUAUGCCAUUUCGAGGUUCGGAUUAUGGAAAGUUCAACUGUAUUGCCCUAUGAUAGCCAUGGAUUUGGUGAAUUCGAGCAACCCUUGCGCUGACGAGAGGCUCCUUUUCUCACUUAAUUAUCACCAGCUUGAAGGGGUUACUCAAUUCAAUUAUAGGGUCAUUGUGCAAGAAAAAUGGAUCGAUGUGAUGGUGAACAUAGACAACAUAAGAUGUGAUGUAAUCCGGAUUGUAAACGAGACUCUAAUGAACGAACGAGGAGUUGGGGUAGACGACAAGCAUUUUCCGUCGCGAGUAUCACUGCAGUUAACCCCGACGAUCCAGUCCAACAUAAUAAGUGUCUCGGUAAGCAAGUCGUCGGACAACCCGACGAGAGAAAUAGGAACAGAGAGAACCGUGGAGACCUCAUUUGAUCCUCCAAACUCUUUCUUGGGGCUGAAGGUAUCCGCCGGCGAGACCAUGACGAUGAGCAUGAAACCAUGGAAGUUUGAGCAAUCCGUUAAGGGCUACAGCGGGACGCUGAAUUGGUUCCUCCACGACUAUGUCGACGGCAGGGAAGUGGUGUCAUCGAGACCAUCCAAGUUCGCGUUGAUUAACCCCAAGGCGUGGUUCAAAGAUCGGUACUCGAGCGUUUACCGGCCUUUCACUAAGCAAGGAGGGGUGAUCUUUGCAGGGGAUGAGUAUGGGGAAAGAAUUUGGUGGAAAGUUGAUAGGAGUGCUUUGGGGAAGACGAUGGAAUGGGAAAUUAGAGGAUGGAUUUGGGUAACAUAUUGGCCUAAUAAACACAGAACGUUUUAUACUGAAACUAGGAGGCUUGAAUUUAGAGAAAUCCUUCAUCUCAACAUUUGUUAGCCAACUAUAAUAUAAAAUUUAAUUUAAUUAUAAGUAAUACAUAACGAUUUUGAGAUUCGAAUCUCAA